AGGCAAAAUUACGAGUACGGUACCAGGUACCGUACAAGUACGAACAUGACGUCCGGAAAAUGUUGAAAAGUGGAUCAUUUCAAAGGUGGAUGAUGUGUUUAGCUCACUUCUGUAUAUAUGACACGGAUUGCGACUUUUUGUGGGGCUUACAAAACGGUUGUAGUACGGCAGGUGGAGUGGUGGAGUCCAGGUGGGCCUCUUGCUGCUUUGUUGCACAUACAUGCAUACAUGUGUACAUAAGGUGCAUUUAGUAACAAGUGACAAGUAUUGUUGCAGGUGCGUGUGCGCGAAUGCAGCUGAACUGGCCCGCGCGCUUGACGCCGGCGACCAUGCAUCAGUGCUGGACGUACUACAACAAAAGCCACAGCUGCUAUCCCAGAAAUUCUUGCCAACGCGCAACACGGUGUGGCAUCACAUUGCACGGAGCGGAGAUGCUCAGCUGCUCACAGCGCUCUUUCCUCUUGUGGAGGACACUUACGCCCACAUGCUACCAGCUUCCAGUCCGCUGCUUCAGCAGCGCCGACAAGCUGCGGCAGUAAAUCCGGGUGAAUUGGAUUUCCAGCAGGAGUCCAGCAGAAGCCCGCUGGCGGCUAUAUCUACGAUGUCCUCGGGACUUGGCGACUUGGCGUUGCCAACCCCCAGCUUUACGAAUUUCCGUUCCUUUCAUUCACCUCAAAACUGGAGAACGCAGCGUCGCCGGUCAAGUGCUACCGAUGCUGCUUCGUCCGUGCCUGGCGACGGCGGCGGCAGCAGCCUAGGUUACAUUGUCCCGGGAGCAGUUGCGACCGGCGCUGCCGUUACCACUGACGGUACCGCCAUCGCCGCCACAGCGGCGAUGAUGAUCGCCACGACCGGGAGCGACGACUGGGCGACUGGCACCGGCAGCAGAUUCCCUGCUGGCGGCGGCGGCGGCGGCGCAGCUGCCGACGCCACCGCUGCCGGCGUUAUCCAGUCCACAGCGGCGGCAGCGGCAGCGGUGGCGGCCACUGCAACAAAUGCCUUCCCUCUUACCGCUGCAAAUGCUGUCGCUACGUCAUACACCUCGGCCGCCAUGUUUGCCAUACUCCCGCCUGCCUCUGAAACCACCUUCGAAACCCCUACCACUGCCAGCAGCGUACGAGGGUCUUUCCUGUCGUCACGACAUUCCCCAGUAGUAUUGCCGACUAGGAGAGCCCCCAGCCGCUCUGGUGCCGUACAGCCCCAUCCGCGCGGCGGCAGCAACGGCGCCGCCGCAGCGGCGGCAAAUGCCGACCUCAGUCUAAAUCCUACGCCCGCCGUACGGUCAGUGGGGCCAACGGUUCGUCCACUACGGCGCGACACGUCGUUGUCAAGUACGGCAGCCAGUCGUACUGGAGUCCAUGAGCCGCGGGGCUGGCCAUCUUGGCGGCGGCUUUCACGAGGCGGUAGCGGCGGCACCGCCGCCGCCUCCCCUUCCGUUGUCGCUGCCGCCGCGGGCGCCGCCACGUCACGGCACUCCCGUCGGCCAGGCGCUGCGGUGCUCGCCGCGAUGCUGAGCAGCCGCAAUGGGAAGGGUCAGACGCCGCUGAUGGUGGCGUGCUCACACGGCCAGGCCCCCGUGGUUGCACUGAUGUUGCGCAAGGGCGCCGACCCGUGGGCCACCGAGCCGCGCAAGGCCCUCACCGCCCUCCAUCUGGCUGCACUGUACGGCCACUACAUGUGCGUCAAGCUGCUUUUGGGUUUGCUACCCGCAAGCCCGGCGGCGUCGGCGGCGUCAGUGGCCGCGUUGUCGACUACCGACUCGUCGCAGCCGGCGCCGUCGGUGUCCGGGAUGGCGGCGGCGGCGGCGGCGGCGGCGACGGCCAGGCUGCUAGAGGCCCGCACUCGUAGCGGGGCAACGCCGCUUCAUUUGGCUGCCGAUAUGGGUCACACCGCCGUCGUGGAGCUACUGCUGCAGUACGGCGCCGACCUGACGGCGCGUGUGAAGCCGCCGCCGUCGCCGCCGGCAACGUCGCUACUGCGGCCGCCGUUGCGGCUGCCGGCCGCGGCAGCGGCGGCGGUGGCGGCGCUGUCGAGCAUGUCUCGACGCUGUUGCCGCCUUUGGCCUCUGCCGAUGCUACUGCCGAUACUUCCCGCCGCCGCCGGCGCGACGCCGCUGCAUUUGGCGGCGCGUGGCAAUGACGUGUCGACGGCGUUGGCGCUUUUACGACAUUAUUACGUGCGAGGAGCUUCGGACUUUUUGCUGUACGAGCCGUCAUCCUACAUUCCGUACAUGCCCGCCGCAAUGCUGCUUGGGGAGAGCCCCCGGGCUCUGACCGACCCGCGGGAUAUUGGAGAUGCGCGAGGCCUGCGCCCGCACCAGAUUGCGUACGGCAACCGUUCGUACCGUCUGGCAGUGAUCCUGCGACCCGACUACCCUCCUCGGUGGCUUUUUGGAAUGGACUUGGGCGUGUUAUACGGCCUCGACGAGUUGGAACGGAAUUUCGAGUCCGGCGCCGCUGCCGUUGCCACCGUCGGCGGAGGCGGAGGCGGAGGCGGCCGCCGGCUGUCAUCAGCGGUCCCGACUCUAGCGGCGCUCGCUAGUGCCGUACUGCGACGGGCCCUGCUGCAGGAUCUUGACGCGCUGGAAGAAAUGGCCACGAACUGUACUCCGCAAACGGCUGCCAUCGCCGCCGUAACAGAUGCCGUACCGCAAGUAAUGGGGCGGCAGGUUACCCACAGACCAGUGAGGCCUUCCGGGGCGGUGGACGCGAUGCAGCCGCCCAACGGCGCUGUAGCCGCCGCCGCCGUCGUUGGCGGCACGGCUCCUUUCCGGCCCACGCCGACCCAUGUGUCGACAGACAACGCUGAGUCACCCCGGCACCGACGCCAGUACCAGGUCCGCGAUUUCGACGUCGACGACGUUAAUGUCUGCAGCCCUGGCUUCCACCGCGGCGAACAUGUCCAGAUCAGGCCCGUCUCCGCUGUUCCGUCCGCCGCCGCCGCCGCCGCCGCCGCCGCCGCCGCCGCGAACGUGACGGCGAGGCGGCGUGUCUCACCGCCACGGCGGCCUAUCUCCGCCUUCGCUGCAACAAUGGACCGGCAUUACGGAUGUCCACUCGUAACGUACGACACAAUUUGCGGAAGCCGUGUUGGCGGCGGCGACGGUUCUGUUGUGGUCUCCACGCCAAGCACAUCGGCAGUCAACCGCCAAGACGGCGUCGUACGGCAUUUCGAAAUAAGCUCUCCAGCCGGCGGGCUAACUGUGCCGACGGCGUCGGCCGGUACCUCGUCGGCAGUUGAGCUGUUUGAGGUGACAAGAGGUACGUCUCCUCCUUGUGUGACGACGGCCACAGCACUGCCGACGGCGGCGGCGGCGGCUGCUGUACCACCGCUGUUGUUUUCAUUACGGCAGACAGCGUGGGGUCCACACGCCGGGGAUGACAUAGUGGCGGGCGGAGGCACAAUGCCGUACCGUACGGCGUCAGGUGCUGAGGAGGCAACGGAGCCGCUGCCCUGUGCGGUUAAUGUGGUGUCAGCGUUGCACCCGCCAAGAGUUGGAGCCGGCGUGGCGGCGCCACCGGUGGCGGCGGCGGCGGCGACGCUGGUAGGAGCAAUGCCGCCAUCGCCGUCGGCGUCUGCUGCUGCUGGCUCUCCUAGGUCAGCCGUACAUUUGGUCUUGGAGCAGCGACGGCUGUCGGCGGCGGCGGAUUCUCGCUCUCCCGUCGCCAUCGGCACUACACUACACUUCCCUAGCGGAGGCGUCGCCGUCGCCGCAGCUGCGUCGGCGUCGGCGACCGCCACGACUGCUCCGGAUUUUAUCACGCCGUACGACAUUGCUGGCGUUAAAGCAGCGUCUUCGGUCUGGGGCCGGCGAGAGGACAGAAGCCCGGCGGCGGCGGAGGGCUGUGACAUCUGCUUGGAUGAUGCGACUGGCGACGGCGGGCGACUGGUUUUGGUCAGUCUGCGGCAUUGCGGUCACCGUUUGUGCGUUUCAUGCGCCAGGAGACUCAUAGACACGGCAUUGCCCAGGCGACCUGCCACGUGCCCCUUCUGCAGAGGUCACAUGGCGGGGUUUGACCUUGCGCCAGGGUACGACAGGCGUGGCGAUUGCGGCGGUGCUGCUGCCGCCGCCGCUGCCGCUGCCGCCGUGGUGGCGGCGGCGCCGGCUGUAACGGCGGCAGCAUUUUCUCGGGUGCCGACGCCUCCCAGGGGCCAGCGCGAUGCGACUGAUCCCGCUGCCGCCGGGGACGCGGGUGUGGUUGCACUGGCGGCGGGGAGGUUAUCGAGGCGACUGCCUAAAACCAAUUGCACCCAAAAAAUUCUCCUGUCAACAGUCAAACCAGGUCAAACCUUGUCAACAAACAGGCACCUGCCGUACAUGCCUAAUGCCGCUGUUGGCGUAGGCGGUAACUAUGAAAGAGGAGUUCCCUCGCCCCCGGGACUGGGGUUGAGCAGCUGCUGA
Messenger RNA from Volvox carteri f. nagariensis, 4402 nucleotides. RefSeq lists its product as uncharacterized. The transcript is spliced from 11 exons. The record is from RefSeq and is a predicted model, not a curated record. Bases 221 to 4402 code for a protein of 1393 amino acids. NCBI's taxonomy places the organism in Eukaryota, Viridiplantae, Chlorophyta, Chlorophyceae, Chlamydomonadales, Volvocaceae. Gene Ontology annotation, molecular function: metal ion binding; protein binding.